AUGAAAGAGUUAGAAAGUCAAAAAGACAAUGUAAACAAUGAUUCCUGCAAGAAAAUAAAAGUUCAUUUUAAGAAGCUAGCACCUUAUGCUCUUCAUUUUUUUAUAAUUGUUGCUGUUGGUAUAUAUGUUAUCGUAGGUGCUAUUGCCAUACGAAAUAUUGAAGCAAUUCCAAAAGAUUCUUUAAAUAAGAAAGAAUUCUCUAUGGAAUUCUUAAGUAAGCAAAAGAAUGGAAAUAAUAAAUUGUUGCUUAUAAAUAAUGAUGAAAUGUAUAAAAAUAGAAAUGAUAUUAUUGAUGAUUAUUUAAAAAAAAAUUUAAAUAAUGUUAAGUAUGAUGUUUCAAUGUUUACAUCUAAAAACAAUCAUAGUACAUUUAAAGAUGAUAAGAAUAGCUUUUAUCAUACAAAACGCAAACCAAGAAUGCUUAGAAAAAGACGUUGUGUUAUAAGUGCAUUAAAAACUAUCUCUAAAGGGAGUAAUUGUAAAGAGAAUGCCAUUAACAUUGAAAUACUCAAAAUUUUGGAUGAAUGUUAUAAAGAAGAUUUAUUACAUACAAUACAUGAAUCACCAUCUUAUGAACAUUUAUCAAUACAAACAAUGGAUUCAUCUCCUAUUAUCUUACAAAAAAAUACAACUGAAAAAGAUUUUAUUAAUAAUAAUACUAAUGAAGAAAAAAAUUUUUUUAAUGAUAUAAAUUUAGAAGAUUUAUUUUUUAUAAAAGAUUUAUUAUCUGAUGAUGAAAAUUAUACAUAUUGGACAUUAAUGGAUGCUAUAUUAUUUUGUUUUACAGUUAUUACAACAAUUGGUUAUGGUAAUACAGCACCCCAAACAACAGGAGGACGUUUGUUUGUUAUUUUUUAUGGGUUAAUUGGAGUACCUUUUACAAUGUUAGCAAUUGCUAAUUUUGGUAAAUUUUUAGCUGAAAUUCUUAAACAAUGGACAAAACCAAUGUAUUAUUGUAUUAAAUAUUGUUGGAGAUGUUGCAAAAAAAGAAAAAUUUUAAAUAAAUCAAAAAGUAAACAACAACUUAUAAAAAAAGAUUCAAUAAAUAGUUUUAAAGAAUCAGUUGUUGAUGUUAAUGGUAAUACAACAAAUAUAUUAUCAAUGGAAAAUAAGAACAAUGAUAUUGAAAAUAAAAUAAAAAAACAAACUAAAUUUGCUAUUGAAACAGAAAAAAUAGAAAAAAUUAAUAAUAGUAUUGUUGAUGAUGAUGAUGAAAGUGAAAUUAUACAAGAAGAAGAUCCUUUUGAAAAAUAUGGUGCAAUAAGUCUUUUUAUAGCUUUUGUUUUAUAUAUAGUUUUUGGUUCAUUUAUUAUAGCAUCAUAUGAACCUGAAAUGGAUUUUUUUAAAGCAAUUUAUUUUAAUUUUGUUACUCUAACAACAAUUGGUUUGGGUGAUUUAGUACCAAAAAGUCAACGAUAUUUAGCAGUUACAUUAUUAUAUUGUGUUAUUGGUUUAGCAUUAACAACAAUUGCUAUUGAAAUUGCAGCAGAUUAUUUAAGAAAACUUCAUUAUUUUGGUAGAAAAAUUGAUAAUGUUGGCAAUGUAGCAAUAUGGUUUGGUGGACAAAAACUUACUAUGAAACAACUAGUUAAAAAUUUGGGUGAUCAAUUUAAUAUACCAGAAAAUGAAUUAAAUGAAUUAAAUAUGAAUAAUUUUGUUGAUUCUGCAAUAAAAGUAGAAGCAGGUGAAUUAGAAACAUUAAGAAAACCAAAUAUUGAUCCUAAUAAACCUAUUUAUAUAACAGAUUUUCAUGAAAUUAAUGAUGGUGCAAGUGUUAUAUUUGCUGAUGAUGAAGAACUUUUAGAAUUUCCACCAUUUCCAAAUCCAUCUAUUGCACAAAAUAUAUUGCCAUCACGAUCUUUAAGCCCUUCUUUAGCUUUUUAUGAACAUGCUAUUUUAACACCAACACCACCGCCUUUACCACCAAAUGAACGAGGAUCGAUAACCUCAUAUGAAGGAAAUCUUUUUAAAGGUUUUAAAAAUGACAUAAUUUCAAAACACCAAAAUGUAAAAUAUUAUGACAAAGAUAAUAACAUAAGGAAAAAUAAAGAUUACUUACCAAAUGGAAAAUUAAAUGGUACUAAACAAUAUAGUGAUGAAGCAAGAAGAAGAUUUGAGGCAUAUCGACAACAAUGGCAAAAAUUUCGUGUUACACAGUGGGAAGAAAAUGAUACUAAGUCAAAAGGCUCUUUACAAAACAUUUCAACUGUAUCAUUAUUUAAAGAAAAACCAUCAUUAGUCACAAAAGAAUCUUCUUUGUCUUUAAGAAGUAGUAAAGAUUAUUCUUCAACAUCAAUCUCAUCAAUCACAAGCAAAUCUUUUAAAAUAGAUUUUCCACCAUCAACAAUAGCACAUGAUAAUAAUGUAUAA
This is a messenger RNA of Strongyloides ratti, 2370 nucleotides long. RefSeq names its product Potassium channel subfamily K member 18. The transcript is spliced from 7 exons. Gene Ontology annotation, biological process: stabilization of membrane potential; potassium ion transmembrane transport. Bases 1 to 2370 code for a protein of 789 amino acids. Gene Ontology annotation, molecular function: potassium ion leak channel activity. Lineage: Eukaryota; Metazoa; Nematoda; Chromadorea; Rhabditida; Strongyloididae. Gene Ontology annotation, cellular component: membrane. The record is from RefSeq and is a predicted model, not a curated record.